CAAUGGGCGCCGCCCCCCUCGCCCCGCCCCCCCCGCGCUCUUAAGCCGCUCCAAUGCCCCCGCGCCGGCCGCGCGCCACCGCUCUGCCGCCCCGCGCCCAGCUCCGCGCCGCCCGGCCCCGCCAUGGAGACCGGCAGCAAGAUGACAGCUCGCCUGAUGCUGGCUGUGGGAGGAGCAGUGCUGGGUUCCCUGCAGUUUGGCUACAACACUGGUGUCAUCAAUGCCCCGCAAAAGGUGAUUGAAGACUUUUACAACCGUACCUGGUUAUACCGAUAUGAUGAGCCCAUCAGCCCUGGCACCCUUACCACGCUGUGGUCCCUCUCUGUUGCCAUCUUCUCUGUCGGAGGAAUGAUUGGAUCCUUUUCCGUGGGACUCUUUGUCAAUCGCUUUGGCCGGCGCAACUCCAUGCUGAUGUCUAACGUGCUCGCCUUCCUGGCUGCUGUCCUCAUGGGCUUCUCCAAGAUGGCUUUCUCCUUUGAGAUGCUCAUUCUCGGCCGCUUCAUCAUCGGCCUGUACUCUGGCCUCACCACCGGCUUCGUGCCCAUGUAUGUGGGUGAGGUGUCACCGACUGCACUGCGGGGUGCACUGGGGACUUUCCACCAGCUUGGCAUCGUCUUGGGCAUUCUCAUUGCACAAGUGUUUGGUUUGGACUUGAUCAUGGGAAACGACUCACUCUGGCCACUGCUCCUGGGGUUCAUCUUUGUCCCUGCGCUGCUGCAGUGCGCCAUCCUGCCCUUUGCCCCCGAGAGCCCCCGCUUCCUGCUGAUCAACCGCAAUGAGGAGAACAAAGCCAAGAGUGUCCUCAAGAAGCUCCGGGGCACAACAGAUGUCAGCAGCGACCUCCAGGAGAUGAAGGAGGAGAGCCGGCAAAUGAUGAGAGAGAAGAAGGUCACUAUAAUGGAGCUCUUCCGUUCCCCCAUGUAUCGCCAGCCCAUCCUCAUUGCAAUUGUGCUGCAGCUGUCCCAGCAGCUCUCGGGGAUCAAUGCGGUUUUCUACUACUCCACCAGCAUCUUUGAGAAGUCAGGUGUGGAGCAGCCUGUCUAUGCCACCAUUGGCUCUGGGGUGGUGAACACAGCUUUUACAGUUGUUUCGCUCUUCGUGGUGGAGCGAGCCGGACGUAGGACCCUUCACCUCAUCGGCCUGGCGGGGAUGGCAGGGUGUGCAGUGCUCAUGACCAUUGCUCUGACGCUGCUGGACCAAAUGCCCUGGAUGUCCUACCUCAGCAUUGUUGCCAUCUUUGGGUUUGUGGCCUUCUUUGAGAUUGGUCCAGGUCCCAUCCCCUGGUUUAUCGUGGCAGAACUGUUCAGCCAAGGCCCUCGCCCUGCUGCCUUUGCUGUUGCUGGGCUGUCUAACUGGACCUCGAACUUCAUUGUGGGCAUGGGCUUCCAGUACAUCGCGCAACUCUGCGGCUCCUACGUCUUCAUCAUCUUCACAGUGCUGCUAGUCCUCUUCUUCAUCUUCACCUACUUCAAGGUGCCAGAGACAAAAGGCCGGACCUUCGAUGAGAUCGCCUCCGGCUUCCGUCAGGGAGGUGCAAGCCAGAGCGACAAGACCCCGGAUGAGUUUCACAGCUUGGGUGCUGAUUCCCAGGUCUAACCAGCCUGCGGCACAUCCCGUCUCCUCCGAGCCUCCCAACUUCUCUCCUGAGUGUUUUUAAUGCUUGUACAGAAACCAGGAAGGAGGGAGCAGGGGGUCUGGCUCUUCUGCAUACGCUCCUUCUCCAGACUCCCCCACUGGCCGCCUGGUUCAUCAGUGACAGACUGACAUAUUUUUGCUAGGAACGAUUUUAGCUGGUUUCAUGUCCAGGAUUUCAAAGCUGAUAGAUGCAGAAGCAAUGACUAAUAUUUUAAAACCAACCAAGCAGCGUCGUCCAGCCUCCGUGAGCAGGAGGGUGGCUCCCUUUUUAAUGAAGUGAUAGGUUAUUUAAUGAGAAAUCACAUAGUGGAAGGUUUUUAAAGCUGGAAACUUUUUUUAACAUUCUAAUCAUAGAGAAAAACAUGUAAUUUGACUAAGUCUAAAACAAAUUUCUUUUUUUAAAAAGUUUUUUAAAACAGUCUAAGAUUUCAACCCCCUGCAGGUUUGUGGAUGGGGAUUCCCUGCCCUCUGGGAAUGCCUUGGGGCAGCACUGAGGAUGGAGAGGUCUCUGGGUGCAGUCCCGCUCCUCUGCGGGUGCCGGGCUUGAGCGUUUCCCGAGGAGGAGGUUGGAAAGGUCACUAGUACUGUAGCAGGUUGCAGAGCACCAUCUCCCUUUGCAGUCUCCAGCAGCAGCUCCUCGCCUUUCCAAGCGGAGGGCUCCAUUUCUGGCUGUGCAUGCUUCCUUGCCUGGAUUUCAGCUGUUCUCUUGCUGGCUGUGUGCUCGGGUGGGCUGAGAUGGGAGGGGAGAGGGGUCUCUUAGUUUAAUCUUGGCAAUAUUUGCCUGAUUGGUCAACGGUGGCACAAAGGGUCGGCAGAUGGGAGAGGGGAGAAUGCAGCAGAGCAAACCAGCAGCCCUGGCCUUCCCUAGCGUGACGGCAUCCCCGCCAAGUCGAAGCCCUGCGUUGGCAGGAGCGGCCGGCGGUCCCAUACUACAUCCAGCAAACCUGCCCAGCGCUACCACAUCAAGUCCCGGACUCACCGAAAUUCAUCACAUGGAUACAAACAUUUCCUGCUCUGUGUAUAGACUGGAAGAUAUUUAUAUUAUAUAUAUUUUUGUUCAAUGGUGUUAAUAGUAGACAUUAAGUUAUAGUGUUUCUGAUUGACAAGCAAAGUACUGUAAAUAUUCUUGGAGUAUAUUCACAUUGUAUAAUGUAUACAAAAGGUACAGAUAAAAAGGUAUAGUUUCUAUAGCAACUGUAAGGAAAGCUUGUACAUGGUUAGGAUGACUUUUGUAUAGUUAAUUACCUGCACUGUAGUUGUAUCUAUUGCACUGAAUUUUAGUCUUUAGUAUAUUAAAAGUAAGAAAUACCCUUCUUUUAAAACAAAACUUAAAAAAAAAAAAAAAAAAAAAGCAGCCCUUCUCCCCUGAGUGCAACUGUUGUAGGAGCUACUGGCACAGGUAGUUAUUUAAUAGUGUUUUUUUAUUUAUUUGUCUGUUUUGGAAGUGACUAUAAUAACCACACCUGAAAGUAAAUAAAAGGAAGUAAAAGAAAAAAAACAACCACAUGACAGAACUCAUCACACAUCUGUGCAGCAUACCAGAAACUGUGCACUUCUUUUUUUUUUCCCCAUAACAGAUGCAUAAAAAUAAGUGCCAAGAGAAAGGUGAAAGGCAUGUGGUGUGCUAACAAUAAAUGAGAAUGUAUGCAGCGAUCCAA
This is a messenger RNA of Cygnus olor (mute swan), 3293 nucleotides long. RefSeq names its product solute carrier family 2 member 1 (gene SLC2A1). Gene Ontology annotation, cellular component: apical plasma membrane; basolateral plasma membrane. Gene Ontology annotation, biological process: D-glucose transmembrane transport; response to insulin. The record is from RefSeq and is a predicted model, not a curated record. The transcript has 10 exons. Lineage: Eukaryota; Metazoa; Chordata; Aves; Anseriformes; Anatidae. The coding region runs from base 124 to 1596 and encodes 490 amino acids.